CGAUUCAUUCGUUUUCCUGUCAAUUUGUAACAAUGUUUCAUUUUUAUAACAAAACACACUCACUUUUGGUAAUAUUGAAAAUCUAUUAUUAGUAUCUGAAUCAUCACUGAAAUUAUUUUAGUUCGCUUUAUUUCAUAUUAUUAAAAAAAAUCGUUCUAAAACUGAUUUACCUGUUAAUUCAAAUAUGACUUCUAUUCAUAAUUACCCCUUAUAUUGCAUGUUUUAAGAUGAAUGUGCCUAUAUGAAAUCAAAAUUAAAAACUUUCGAACCACUUUUUACGUGGCUUUUAUCAAUUCGCAGAAUAAUUUUAUAGAAUUAUGACAGUGAUUUUUGAAACUAUAUCUAGAAACCUUUAGAGUUAGACUGAAUGUGUUAAUUUAGCAAAAUAAAUAAUUUAUUUCCUCAAUGAGCAUUUCACAUAAAAGAAAGUGUAAACUGCAUGAUUUUGUUACAGAAAACUCCGUGUCAUCACAAAUUAUUUCGUCGUCUCCCUUGCAUUUGCCGAUAUCCUUGUUGCAAUGGUGGUUAUGCCGUUCAACUUCAGCGUGCAGUUCAAUCAGGGCUGGGUAUUCGGGAAGACAAUAUGUGAUCUCUGGAACUCCUCCGACGUAUACUUUACAUCAACAUCAAUACUCCACUUGUGUUGCAUCUCCGUUGAUAGGUACUACGCCAUUGUGAAACCUUUGAAAUAUCCUAUCAAGAUGACAAAAAAGAUGGCGUUUGUGAUGUUAGCAGCAACAUGGUUGAGUCCAAUAACAAUAUCUUACGUCCCAAUAUUCAUGGGUUGGUACACAACUACAGAUUUCCUCGAGAUGCGUAAAGAUGAUGAGUGCGAAUUCAAAGUGAACAAACCAUACGCCGUUAUAUCGAGUUCAAUAUCGUUUUGGAUACCUUGUACAAUAAUGAUAUUUACGUAUUUAGCGAUAUUCAAAGAGGCUAAUAGACAAGAGAAAGCGUUACACGCUAGAGCUGGUAACGCAAUGCUAAUGCACAGACAUUCUAGAGAAGUAAGCGAUAAGAAUGGAGCAUUACAUAUAAACGCUACCACCCCAACCAAAGAUAGAAAUAUAUUGAAGAUGAAGAGAGAACAUAAAGCAGCAAGAACAUUAGGCAUUAUUAUGGGAGCAUUCAUUCUUUGCUGGCUACCUUUCUUCCUCUUUUAUGUGUCGACAUCUUUGUGUGACUCGUGUAGUUGUCCAGAAGUAGUGACAGUGAUUAUGUUUUGGACUGGUUAUUUCAAUUCCGCUUUGAACCCUAUAAUUUACGCGUAUUUUAAUAGAGAUUUUCGUAACGCUUUCAAAAAUACUUUAGCUUGUGCAUUCUGUAGUUUCUGCAAGCGUAGUGCAUCAGAUUUAGAUGCAAUGGAACGACUUGAUAGACGUGGAUCAGCGCAGCUAAGAGUGCCAAUCCCUUCUAGAAGAGCAUCGGAUUUAGCGUCGCUUUGAAUGUCGUAAUGACGACAGCCUUUUGAGGCCUACUUUAAUUUCAACGAAAUAUUUUAGGCUCUGGUGUACUUAUACAUAUUUUAUGUUGACUGAGUUAUAGAUAUUGUUAAAAUGAACAGUGAAGCAUCGCCGAGUUUGACCUCUAGAGUUUCAGUAAAAGCCGUGACAUUAAUUGAUGAUGGUAAUAUAAAAAGCCAUGUUAAACAUAAUAACGUUUCCUUUGGGAAAAUGCCAAAUAUUGUACGGGCAGCAAAAAUCACAAGUUGACCAUUAAAUUGUAUGGAAAUUUGAUGUUGUAUUUACAAGUAGUAAUGCAUAAUUAUAGCGUUAAAUUUCCUGACUUUCAUAAUUAAUUGGAUUUUGUUUUACCAAAUUAAAUUCUAUGUUUUAUUCGAUAAUAUAGAUAGAUAUUUUACUCUUACAAAAUAAUAUCAAUAAAUCUCUAGGCUUUCACUUUUAAUUUGAAUUUAUUUUACCAAAGAACUACUUUUCCAGUUUGAUUAAUCUAGUUCUAGAAUUUAAAAUACAAAUGAAAUUCCGUGUCUAGGGUUAGUAUAAAUAAGGAUGAUUAAAUAUGUUUUUUAAUUACCAUAAAUUAUAUUUAGAGGCUGAUGAACUUAUGUGUAUCAAUGGCCUAUAUUUCUUAACUAAAAAAGUGUAAUACAUGUAGGCCGAAUCAUAUUAUUAAAUGUAAAUAAACAUAGUCAUUAAUAGUAUUAUUUAUUUUAUUUAUGUAAAUGAAUAGUCUAUGGAAAUAUUUUAAGCUGGAUGUAUUAUAGUAUGAAUUUUAUUGAAAAAUAUUAAACCAUUUUCAUAUUAGAUAUAUUCUCGUGGUAAUAUAGCAUCAAUAAGAGAUAUCAAAAACUAUGUGGAGAUGAGAGUAAUUUUUGUAUGAUUUAUCAAAAUUUUUAUAAGAAUUAUGUAGCUAUAUUACAGUUUAAUAGAAAGUCAUAUUGAAUAUAAAAAUGGGACUUGUGUAAUAUUUGGUUUUGAACAUUUUUCUAUAUUAAAACUUUUUAGCAACAUUAUUUUUACAUUUGCCACAUUGUAAAUAAUCAUUAGUGAGAUUUUACUCUGAUUGUAAAUAAUAUAAGACAAGUUGAAAAGAUGCAGAGCAUGAACGUGUACAUAGAAUAGUAGAUAGAUUAGUUAUAAUGAAGUAUUAGAAAUAAAUGUUUUUGUUUAAACAUUAAUAGGAAGAUACGAUAAUGAUAUGGGGACAAAUAACGCUUCAAUAGAAAAUGAAAAAAAAAAAACGAUUUUAAAAUAAUUAUCGAUGUACUAUUAAAUUAAUUGACAAUCCCGUUAGAUUCGAUGUGUCAGUGUUGUGUCGAAAAUUUGUUUUUAAUAUAGAUGUAAUAAUAAAAAAGACUAAUAUCUCUUUAUAAUUAUUAAAGAUAUUUUUCAAAUAAUCGGAAAUUUCUAUCAAAUUUAAACUUUAUGAUAUAAUUAAAUCCAGUUCUAAAUUAUAAAUUAAACAACCAAUGGUAGAAAAGCUCUUUAACCUUUAUAUCGUUGCACUGAAGUAUAUAAACGAUAAAUUUACUUUGAACUGGAUUUUAUUAGUAAGUACUAAUAACUGGAAGAAAGUCCUCUAUCUAAUGUGAAUAAUAUUUUUUAAAUGGGUCAGUCAAUUGAUAAACAUUGUUAUGUCAUUUAUUAUUAUAUCAAAACAUCACCUUAUUAGUAAAUUGUACAGGAAAAGUUUUUAGUUUGUCAACAAUAUUUAAUAAAUACAGUGUUCUUUUUUAAUCUCCUGCCAUCGGAUAUAAAAUAUGUUUAUAGCACAUCACUAUUUAAUUAUGAUUACUGAAUAAUCGUGCGUUUUUUGUUAAUAUAUCUACAGUUUGUUUACUGUAGUUAAAUAAAUAUGAAAAUGUUAAUAUGUAUAAAAAUAAAAUGUAUCACUUUAAAUAUAUGAAAUUUUAAUAAAUUGUUAGUAAAUUGUGUUUAUAUAACUUUAAAAUUUUAUAAGAAAAAUUUUGGUCCGAUUACAAAUUAUUUCUAUAUAGAACUGAUAUUGGCACUCUUAAUUAUAUCAACUUCAUGAAUCACCAGACAGUGAUUCGAUGUAAAACUAUCAAUUGACUACCAUGUUAGCAGAUAAUUUGACAUUUUCAACUAAUCAAUAUAUAUAUUGUCUACAAAGUGUUACGUAAUCUGUGUGAACGACUAACAUUGAAUUUUAGUUUGAAUGUGACUUCGAAACAAAUGCUAUUGUAAAUUCAAUGUGUCUUCCUUUUGAAUAAGUAAUUAGGCUCAAAUUUUAUGAUAAAAGGAAAUAUUUAAUAUAGAAACCGUACAGAUACUAGAUUAACGAAUUUUAAUAAAAAAAAAACUAUAACCGAUUUUUAGUCUUUGUCGUGUUUAGUAAAUGCCCACAUCAAAAUAACUGGGGCUCUAAUUUAAAUUGAGUAAUAAUAAAUGGUUGUGAAUUUUUUAGAUAUUACAACUAACUUCUUAUACGAAUCAUAUCUGUAUUUGAGAAAUUGGUGAUUUAUUUAUUAUUUCUUUCAUCUAAUACCGUUAACACUAUAUUCACUUCUACUUAGAAGUUGAAAUACAAGCAUGGUUUAUUUGUUUCAGUUGAGAUCCGUCCAAUUCAUUUGUCUCUUCAACGUAGCCUUAACAGUAGUCUGUGUGUUGAAAUAAUCUAGAAAAUAGCUCUCGUGUAGAUAAUACUUCGUACUUCAAAAUGCCAUGUUGUAUCUCACUCUAACACUCGUAUCGAAAGAAGUACCUAAUUACUUGAGAAUAUCUCAUAUUGUAACCGAAUAAUUUUAACCGAUAGACGAGAAUUUUAAUGAAUCACUGCCAAUGGCUAAUGUUCUAAAAUUUGACAUCUGACACUUCAUUGAAAUACUUGUUUAUUAGUUAAAAAUAUAUGCUGAAAUUAUGAUACGAGUGUUAAAGUUUAGAAACAUCCAUGACACUUUGAUUGGUAUAAAACAAUCGGACAUUGAAUGAAGUUCGAUGAUAUUCAGUAAUAAAAUAUUUAUUGAUAGUUACGUCAAUGUUUGGAUAUAGAUUAAAAAUCUUUUCUCCAAAUUCAUUUUCAUCAUUAUCUAGUAAAUCUGUUUUAUAUUAAUGAAUAUUUUAGAUUACACGCAGAAAUGAUUGAUUUUCAUGGUUGUCUUGACUGUUUUAAAUGCUAAAACUACAUCUAUUACUUCUAACUUUGACGCUACGUCUCUUUCCUUUACCUCAUUAGCUUAAAGCAAUUAUACCGAUCAAAAUAAAUAAUAUAAAAAUAAUAAAACAGCAAUAUGUAAAUUUAAACUCUCUAAUAGUAGUUCUGUGUAUAGACUAGUUUCCAUUAAAAUUGUCGUUUUCAUUUCUUAAAGUAAGUAACAUUGAAAUCAAAUGGUAGAUUAGCUAAUUUUAGAUGCAGAGUAUGUUUCAUUUGCUCCAAGUGGUAUAUCCAUAUAAUUUUAAAGUUCCUCAUUAUUUGUUAUUGAAUUUUUUUUUACUCGUUACAUCAUUUUGGACUGUGAUAGUUAUAUCAUGUGUUUUAUUGUUAAUUUUUUUCACAUCACGAAUUUUUAUAAUUGACUUUGUUUCUGUUGACUUUUUCAAAGUUUAUUGUAAAAUGUUGAUUUAUUCAUACGUAAUAAUCUAUCUUUGUCAUCGUUAAGUAAAAAAAUCGUUGUAAAUAUUCUUUAAUUGCCAUACGUGAUAAUAGCGAAAUUAUUAUAUAAUACAAUGUAUUAAUAUUAUUGCUAUUACUUAUAAAUUUAAUAGAAAUGUUUAAUUAUUUAAAAUGAUGCAUGAUGAGACUUUAACCUUUAGGUAUUUACCUAAUAUGUGCGUGUAAUCAAUGCUUUUUGCAAAAUAAACGGAAAUCGUUUCGUAUAUAAAAUGA
Diatraea saccharalis (sugarcane borer) is the source of this 5307-nucleotide messenger RNA. The record is from the annotation of a GenBank genome assembly. Lineage: Eukaryota; Metazoa; Arthropoda; Insecta; Lepidoptera; Crambidae.